Molecule: messenger RNA, 1407 nt
Organism: Symphalangus syndactylus (siamang)
Lineage: Eukaryota; Metazoa; Chordata; Mammalia; Primates; Hylobatidae
Gene: AURKAIP1
Product: aurora kinase A interacting protein 1
Cellular component (GO): mitochondrion
Source: RefSeq, a predicted model, not a curated record
GUUGAGAAUCCGCCCCCUGGGUGGUCCGGAAACGAUUCUGGACCCGCGGGCAUAUCCAGGGCCCGCACUCCCUGGGAUUGUGGGAAAUGUAGUUUUUUGCCUCCGUAAAGGACUAGGCGGAACUGAGGAACAGCGCGAGGACUGGGGCCGUGAUUCCUCUAACCGGAAACCGUAGCCUUUCGGCCCGGCGUGGCCUGAGCCAAUGCAGAAUCGGGGGCCGCGAGGACACCAGGGGGCGCUGUGCGUAGGAACCGCCGGGUGGCCGCUGCAGAUCGGGGCCGACUUGGAGACGGACCGGAAGUGCCCGAGGGCGGCCGCGGAACGGUCAAUUUGAGCUGCGCCGAGGUCGGGCCUGGGAAGGGUCAGCGGGAGGUCUGAGGGUGCCGGGAGCUGCGGCAGGCGGUUCCGGGGUCCUGCCGAGAGGGUCCCGGCGCCAGGCAGCGCGAUCUGCGUGGGGGUGAAGCCGGGGAGGGGGCCGGCCUCCCCGUUCUGGGACCUUUCGGUGCGUCCGAGCGCGACACCGCCCGCGUCGGGGGCUUGGGAACCUCGGGGCGCGAGCUGUGUUGGAAGCAAAAUCCUCCUUGUGGGUUGGGGUGGCGGAGGGAGAAAGGAAGCGGCGGUCGCGGCGGGACCAGACGCCCCAGUCCCGGCCCGCCCGCGACUGCUGAAGGCGCUGCGGCCUGACCUGAACGGGCACCUGUGUUCCAGCUCCUCUGGGACCUGGGGCCGCCGCCCACAGACCAUGCUCCUGGGGCGCCUGACUUCCCAGCUGUUGCGGGCCGUUCCCUGGGCAGGCGGCCGCCCGCCCUGGCCCGUCUCUGGAGUGCUUGGCAGCCGGGUCUGCGGGCCCCUUUACAGCACACCGCCGGCCGGCCCAGGUAGGGCGGCCUCUCUCCCUCGCAAGGGGGCCCAGCUGGAGCUGGAGGAGAUGCUGGUCCCCAGGAAGAUGUCCGUCAGCCCCCUGGAGAGCUGGCUCACGGCCCGCUGCUUCCUGCCCAGACUGGAUACCGGGACCGCAGGAACUGUGGCUCCACCCCAAUCCUACCAGUGUCCGCCCAGCCAGAUAGGGGAAGGGGCCGAGCAUCGGGAUGAAGGCGUCGGGGAUGCGCCUCAAAUUCAGUGCAGAAACGUGCUGAAGAUCCGCCGGCGGAAGAUGAACCGCCACAAGUACCAGAAGCUGGUGAAGACGACGCGGUUCCUGCGGAGGAAGGUCCGGGAAGCACGCCUGAGAUGCAAGCAGAUCAAGUUCGAGAAAGACCUGAGGCGCAUCUGGCGGAAGGCAGGGCUGAAGGAAGCCCCCGAAGGCUGGCAGACACCCAAGAUCUACCUGCGGGGCAAAUGAGUCUGGCGCCGCCCUUCCCGCCUGUUGCUGCUGUGAUCCCUAGUAAUAAAUUCUCAGAGAACUCA